Trichomycterus rosablanca is the source of this 1593-nucleotide messenger RNA. RefSeq names its product NHERF family PDZ scaffold protein 4a (gene nherf4a). The coding region runs from base 82 to 1593 and encodes 503 amino acids. Gene Ontology annotation, biological process: protein localization to plasma membrane. Gene Ontology annotation, cellular component: apical plasma membrane. Gene Ontology annotation, molecular function: protein binding; protein-membrane adaptor activity. NCBI's taxonomy places the organism in Eukaryota, Metazoa, Chordata, Actinopteri, Siluriformes, Trichomycteridae. The record is from RefSeq and is a predicted model, not a curated record. The transcript is spliced from 11 exons.
CUUCAAGCUUCAGGUGUGCACCUUGAACCCUCGUAUAGCCUGCGGUUCACACGUCCAGCCAGGACUCCUUCGAGCAGCACCAUGAGAUUCAACACAGGACCUGGGGAUUUAACAGACUCGCCACAGAAGUUUACUUUUAAUCCAAAAGAAGGCAUUGACAAUCCAGCCCUGGUUAUCUCCGAUGAUGCAGAGCCAGACCUGCGUCCGAAGUUAUGCCUGCUGAAGAGAGAGGAGAAUCAAAGCUUCGGCUUCUAUCUACGAAAAGAGAGUGGCUGCAGGGGGCAUGUGGUGCAGCAGAUAGCCCCGUGGGGUGCAGCGGAGCGCAGUGGAUUGAGGGAUGGAGAUCGCAUUCUAGAGGUCAACGAGGAUUUCGUGGACAACCAAGACUAUUUAAAGGUGGUGCUGAAGGUACAAGCAUCUGGGCUGCACCUGUAUCUGCUGGUACUGAGCGCUGAAGAGUACGAGAUGGCUGUAAAUGACGGAAUAGAUCUCAUCACUCUGACCAAGACUCAUCGAGGUGAAGGUUGUACCAGGCCUCGACUCUGCCACAUCAUCAGGGAGCCUGGCCAUGGCUUGGGAUUCAGCAUCAGUCCCAUUGAGGGAAAGAAAGGGAAAUAUUAUUUGAACCCAGUGAAUGAUGGUCCAGCAGAAAGAGCUGGCAUUCAAGCAGGGGAUCGUCUGCUCUGGAUCAAUGGUACCAUGGUGUCCAGACUAACACAUUCAGCACUGAUGAAAAUGGUUAAAAUGAGUGGUGAAUAUGUUACCAUGUUGGUGUUAGACAGCAGAAGUGAGGAGAGCUACGUACGCAGAAGGCUGCCAGUCCUUCCUGCUUUUGCCAGUGCUCAUAACCUGCCUCACAGGCCAAAAACGCUUCACCUGGUGCAAGGACCACAGGGAUACGGCUUCCUCUUACGGCAGGAGAAGCUACCUUCAGGGAAUAUUGUGCACCUGCUGCGGGAAGUGGACCCAGACAGUCCGGCUGAGGCAGCAGGGAUGGAGGAUGGGGACCUGCCCCUGGCAGUCAAUGGAGAGCAGGUGGAGAACUCAGAACACGAGGACAUAGUCAGCAAAAUACGGCAAAGUGGGCAGCAGGUCACGCUGACCACCAUCUCUAUGAAGGGCAGAGACUUUUACACCCAGCUGGGUCUGUCACCUCUGUCGUUUUACGAACUAAAGAUUCCACAAAGAGAGCGUUUCCCCAGGCUCACUUUACCACGUAAAGACCUGCACGCCAACCCGCUGCGCCCUCGACUGUGUGUCCUUCAGGAAGACGACGACAAAGGAUUCGGAUUCAAAUUGGUAUUCAGCCAGGAUGAAGCUAGGACCUGCGUUGGCCAGGUCAAAGCUGGACGUGCAGGUGACAGAGCAGGACUGCGGGAGGGAGAUUUACUAGUAGAAGUGAACGGGCAGAACGUGGAGCAGGAGCACCUCGAUGAGGUAGCAAGGAUCAUUAGGAAGGGAGGCAGCCCUCUUUCUCUGCUUGUAGUGGAGAGGGAGGAGUUCAAAACAACAGGCAGCCUGCCAACCAACCCAGCAGAGAUACUGGAAAGCACACAGGCACAACCAAUUGUACCUGUUGGACUCCCGGUGUGA